CUCUCAAACUCGUUUCAGGUCCAGUCUCUUCGUAGUCGGAUCAUAUCACCAAAGCAUUUGAAAAUUGUCAUUGUGACCAAAUCUUGCUCUUCAAUUAUACGCGAUUUACUGUACGAGGAUCCUCACUGCGGGGUUAGCUUACUAUGGCCUCACUCAACCUUAAGCGAACACCAUACCCAACUGCGGACACUGAAGAUGAUAUCCGAAAAGACCCGAUACUAUGCCGAACGUGCUGGAAUCUCUACGGAGGUUCAACUGUCACUGCUGUUCCUCUGGCUGGUAUAGCUAUGCACGAAAAUUCUGGUUCCAUCAACGCAAACAGAGCGGCUACGGCUGGUAACCUAGAUGAAGCUCCUGCUUGGGCAGGACGAGGUCGUAUCGAUUAUGCUUCGUGGCAAAUCAGUGUCUAUCUCCCUGAUGUUCCUGGGACAGUAGCUAGAGGCUGCCAGUCUUGUUUCCUUCUUCAAGAGAUCUUGACGAAGUUGACGAAAGGAGCCCUGGACUGCAAUGACCCUGAGCUAUGGUUGGACAUUGUCUUCUGUAAGGGAAAUGUCCUAAGGAUGAAGCUUAUCCGUGGGAGUCCCCCCGAUGACUUUGAUAUGUUCUCUUCUGGCGGCGGAAGCACUGAUGGAGACCUUCUCGAGAGCUUCGAGAUAUACACCAUGCCAGGUUCGCCCUGCCCAUGGCCGACUAUUGGCUCAUCAAUGAACGUUGAACGUCCUGACUGGAGUCUUCCCGCUGAGAUUGGUGGACUUGCGAGCCAUAUUGAGCCAGAUCCAACUUCCAAGUCUUCUUUCGACAGGGUCAAAAGUUGGAUCAAAACCUGCAAAGAUACCCACACAAUUUGCACAGAAGGGGAGGCCUCAUCAAACCCGCAGCUCCCAAAGCGAGUCAUCGAUAUUGGACCUGAUACCAACGAUGGAAUCCAUAUCUUUGUUCACGAUGACGCCACACAGCAGAUUACAGAACCAUAUAUUGCGUUAUCUCAUUGUUGGGGUAAGACUCAGCACUUGAUCUCGACGCGGGCAACCCUUGACCAGUGGAAGCAAAACAUUCCGUUCAAUAGAUUUGCCAAAACAUUUCAGGAUGCUGUGGUUAUUUCAAGAGAGUUGGGCAUUCGAUAUGUUUGGAUAGAUUCACUCUGUAUCGUUCAAGAUGAUAAGCAAGAUUGGGAAAUUGAAGCAGCCAAAAUGGCGUCGAUUUACAACGGCGCAGAACUGGUUUUAGCUGCCACUGGAUCCGCUGAUGGGUCUGGUGGCUGUCUAUUUCAAAGAGAGCCUUUCGUCACAGUUUCUGGAACAUUUCCAGAAGGAAAGCCAUUUGAGAUCUACGGACGAAAGGUGGCAAAACAUGCAGUUUUUGGUUGGAACACAGAUCCCAAUGGGUCCAAAGGAUCCUCGAACCCUAUCGUUGGAACCACAGUAUCUGAGGUGUAUGAUUACCCUCUGAUGACAAGAGCUUGGUGUUUCCAGGAGAGGCUCUUGGCAACUCGGAUUCUCCAUUAUACCAAGAGUGAGAUGAUCUUCGACUGUUUAUCUUCAAUGGAGUGCGAAUGCGGUGCUCUGGAGAAACAUGAAGAUGACCCACUGGUACCUGCUCGUCGAAUCAUCAAGACAGGACACAAGUUCAUCACUGGAACGAAGAGCUACCGAGGCUUAUCUACGAAUCCCGCAGCCCCUCUCAAGGGAGAAACCAAAGAGUUCAUAGAGCAUCAUGAACUCUGGCGAGAUUUGAUUGUUCAGUAUUCCCAAAAGAAUAUCACCAAACGAACCGACGGCCUCCCAGCUGUUGCAGGAUUGGCUACAGAGUGGUUCAAUAAACUUACAGGAAGAUACCUCGCAGGUCUUUGGGAGAAGGAUAUUCUCAACGAUUUACGCUGGAUGCCAGAUGAAAAAGACUCUGGUUCAUCACCAGAGUACAUCUCACCAAGCUGGAGCUGGCUCAGUGUUCACCGUGGUGUAACGUGGGGAGUGGAGAGCUUUGAAUUUGACAAGUUCUUCGUGACCGUGGACUUUGAUCGUACAGCAUGCCCUCUUAGCGGGCAUAACCAGUUUGGAGCCGUCGACUCUGGGUACAUUUUUCUCACCGGCCGCAUCAUGCGCAUGACCUUUUCCAUCGAUGGAAACAUGGUUUGGCUGGAAAAGCCAGGGAACGAUACGAGAAAGCCAUUUGACAGGCCGGAUAGUCUUUGGAGGUUGCGAAACUUGAAGAAUAAUGAGCUAUUCUGCCUCCGACUUUCAACAAGAAUGAGUACCAGGAAUGCAUGGGAUGAUGAUGCGGCGUUGGUGUUGGUCAAGGCAGAUGAGGAGAUUUUAAAGAAGCAGCCCGAGGAAGUCCAGAAGUUUGAAAAUGUUUAUCAGAGGGUUGGAUUUAUCACGAAUUAUAUGACGCAGGGUUGGAACCAUGAAAGGGACUCGAAGGAGAUGGGACUUUAUAUCAUUUAGCUACUCAAGGUUUCGUUACGAUGGGCAGAAUCGAAUAGAUUUGGAUAGUCUGAAAAGUUGGGUGGACAGGAAAGUGGAGGGGGGUUGAUGCAGAGAGCAAUGGAAUGAGAGAAUCGUGCCCUUCAUGAUCUGAUCUGUUACGGUGCUAGUAAAAUCAGAGCAUCCACCUCUUGCUUUGCAGUCGCCGCGGCGGUGAAGAUGAAGGGUUAUCAACCGGCGGACCUACUUAGGAUAUAUUACCUCGAAUAAUCCCAUCAAGCUCAACAACGUGACAAAUUCC
Molecule: messenger RNA, 2724 nt
Organism: Fusarium odoratissimum NRRL 54006
Lineage: Eukaryota; Fungi; Ascomycota; Sordariomycetes; Hypocreales; Nectriaceae
Exons: 2
Coding region: 144-2444 (766 amino acids)
Source: RefSeq, a predicted model, not a curated record